AUGCCAACCAUGCAGUAUUCGGGACCGUCACCCGUGUCGCCCCCGCGAAGAUGGGCUGCGCGCCCACGCACGCCCCAUUUCCCGUCAGGCUCGUUCGUAACGCCUGGACAGCGACGCCCUGUGUCCCCACCGUCUCCCUCUGAGCGCCUUCUAUUGCGCCGGCAAGCGAAGGAGUUGGCGGCAAGCCGACCAAGCCUUCCAUCACACCCAGUCGUCCCAUGUGAAGGUCGUGAUGCUGAUGGUGCGGAUGAGGGGUCUGGGGAAGAGAGCGACGGUUUUGAAAUCAUAGGCAGUAAUCCUGUUCGUCGAUCGCCUCCUCCGCCGCUGCCACCACCGGCGAAACGGCUUCUACAUCGACUAUCUCGGCCUCAGCCAACUCAUGUGCAGCGGCAUUAUCACCAGUUUCAUCCCCCACAGCCACCGCAUCCAAGGCAUCAGCCGAAUCCCCUGGAACCACCACCGCCCAUGCAGAUGCCGAGAGUCUAUCCGACUGCUACCCAAGGCACCACUUAUAAGAGAGACGCAGUCUGUGACUUCAAUACCUUUGGCAUGCGGCCGGGGCACAUGCAAAUGCUGGCCUACGGCGGCAUGGGCAGCUUCGCGGAGUCGGCUCCGAUCCUCCCCAGGCUGCCAACUGCGCGAAACCAAAGCCAGGAGCAACCGUCUCUUACCAGCCAUUCUCAGACUGAGGUGCAGCACAUGCUCGGCCUUCCCCAGGAGACGUAUAUUCGUGCGCAAUUUUCAGCCACCUCUCGUUCGCGUCCACCUGGGAAUAGGAAUGAUGUUGGGGAUGGGUAUGUAUGA
Molecule: messenger RNA, 804 nt
Organism: Sporothrix schenckii 1099-18
Lineage: Eukaryota; Fungi; Ascomycota; Sordariomycetes; Ophiostomatales; Ophiostomataceae
Exons: 1
Coding region: 1-804 (267 amino acids)
Source: RefSeq, a predicted model, not a curated record